Molecule: messenger RNA, 2553 nt
Organism: Erigeron canadensis
Lineage: Eukaryota; Viridiplantae; Streptophyta; Magnoliopsida; Asterales; Asteraceae
Product: transport inhibitor response 1-like protein
Exons: 3
Coding region: 155-1963 (602 amino acids)
Biological process (GO): SCF-dependent proteasomal ubiquitin-dependent protein catabolic process
Cellular component (GO): SCF ubiquitin ligase complex
Molecular function (GO): protein binding
Source: RefSeq, a predicted model, not a curated record
UUCACUUACAAUAAUAUAAUCUUUUUUCACAAAUUUCAGACCAUAAAGAUUCCAUCUUUAUAAUAAUAUAUAUACAGUAUUUUCUCUCCUCAAAAUCUUUUUAUAACAACCAACCCAUCCCCAACAAAAACACACUCACAAAUCUAGAUCACACAUGAACACCACUGAACCCACUUCCGCCGCCGCCGGCACCGGAACACCCAAAACCGGCGCCGGCGACUACUUCACACCAUACCCAGAUGAAGUUCUCGAAAACGUACUCGAAAACGUGUUAGUUUUCCUAACAUGUCGAAAAGAUCGAAACGCUGUCGCUUUGGUAUGCAAAUCUUGGUACAGAGCAGAAGCAUAUACAAGAUCAGAAGUGUUUAUAGGAAACUGUUAUGCAAUUAGUCCAAACCGGGUCGUUGACCGGUUUAGUCGGGUCAAGUGUUUGACUUUGAAAGGAAAACCAAGGUUUGCUGACUUUAGUUUGGUUCCGAAAAAUUGGGGUGCUUAUUUUAGUCCAUGGAUUAUGGUUAUGAAAACAGUUUAUGUUAAUUUUCUUGAAAAGAUUUUCCUUAAAAGAAUGUGUGUUACUGAUGAUGAUCUGGCAGUUUUGGCUCACUCUUUUCCUAAUUUUAAGGAGCUGGUUUUGUUUUGUUGUGAUGGGUUUGGGACUAGUGGUCUUGCUGAAUUUGUUGCUCGCUGCAGGCGGUUGCGAGUGCUUGAGUUGAUAGAGGAUGAGGUUUCGGAUGAUGAUGUGGACUGGAUUUCGUGUUUUCCAGGGGAUGGUUGUACUAAUUUGGAAUGUUUAAGUUUUGAUUGUGUGGAAUCACCUAUAAAUUUUGAGGCUUUAGAGAAGUUGGUUGCAAGGUCACCAAUAUUAAAGAAGCUAAGAUUAAAUGGUUUUGUAUCGGUGAAUCAACUAUAUCGGUUGGUAAUUCGGGCACCACAGUUGACUCAUUUGGGUACAGGAUCGUUUAGUCCUCUUGACCAACAUCAGGAUGAUAACCAUUCAGAAGCGAAGUAUGUUUCUGCAUUUGAGGCUUGCAAAUCAAUCGUUGGGCUCUCGGGGUUUAAAGAUAUUGCACCUGAAUAUCUAUCAGCUAUUGUUCCAGUUUGUGCUAAUCUGACUUCGUUAAAUCUUAGUUAUGCAAACAUCGAUGCUCAGCAACUGAAACCUGUCAUCAGUCACUGCCAUAAACUUCAGGUUUUCUGGGUUCUUGAUUCAAUCUGUGAUGAAGGGCUUCAGGCAGUGGCGGAAACAUGCAAAGAUCUUCGUGAGCUUCGUGUUUUUCCGAUAAAUGCAACAGAAAACACUGAGGGUCCUGUUUCUGAUGUUGGUCUACUUGCAAUUUCCUAUGGGUGUAGAAAAUUGCAAUCGAUUCUUUACUUCUGUCAACAAAUGACAAAUUCGGCUGUUGUAGCCAUGUCUAAAAACUGCCCGGAUCUUGUUGUGUUUCGUCUCUGUAUAAUUGGCCGAUAUAGACCCGACCGCUUGACUGGUGAACCUAUGGACGAGGGUUUUGGAGCCAUUGUCAAAAAUUGUAAGAAGCUUACUCGGCUUGCAGUAUCAGGUCUGCUUACCGAUAGGGCAUUUGGCUACAUUGGGCAAUAUGGUAAACUCGUGAGAACGUUAUCAGUGGGGUUUAACGGAGAUAGUGACAACGGGCUGAAAUAUGUGCUAGAGGGUUGCUCCAAUUUGCAAAAACUUGAGAUAAGAGAUAGUCCAUUUGGUGAUUUGGCUUUAUCUUCGGGUCUGCACCAUUUUUAUAAUAUGAGAUUUGUUUGGAUGUCAUCAUGUCAAGUGACUCAAGCAGGGUGUCAGGAGGUAGCCAGACAGUUGCCAAGAUUGGUGGUGGAAAUUUUCCGUCGGGAUGGAGAGGAAGGUGGGGAAAGGGGAAAUUUCGUUGAUACGUUAUAUAUGUAUCGCUCUCUUGACGGCCCACGAUCUGAUGCACCACGGUUUGUCAAGAUCUUGUAACGCCCUGAUCAAAAACUUCAUUUUAUUGUGCUUAUGUGAUAAAGAUACAUUUUUCUUCCCUCCACCACGGUUUUUUCCUGAUGGGUACGAGGAAAGAGCGCAUCUUUCAUGUCAAAAAUGGAUCUUUUAGAGGAUGCAACAUAGUUUUACGGUAUUUUCUUUUCAUGCUUUUCCUGUCAUAUUCAUUAAGCUCUGGAUCUUGGAGUCUAGGGAAUCACAUAUAGAAUAUGAAUUUGAUCCCGAAAACAGCCAUAUCCCGAGUAUAUUUGAUUUUAGUAGUCUGGGUAGUCUUCUCUUCAGGGCUAUAAUCUUCAAAUCCACAAUCUGUCACGGUAGUUUGUACAUUGUGCAUCUGAUGUUGUAAAUUGCCGAGGUUUGAUAUUUUUGUAGCUCUAGCAAAUGAGGUUUAGAUGGUUUUGUAAUUUAGGUCUUCAAUUAUUUUCUUAUGUAUUGUUUGACAACUUCUCUACAGGGCUGUAAAAGUAGAAACAAUCAGGGAUCAUAUUUAUAUUGAAUUUUUCCCUAAACAUUGAGAGUUGUACAUUGAUCAAGUUUUGAUAUUUUUGUAGCACUAGAAAUAGUUUUACUCA